GGCGUGUCCCUUUUCACACGCCUUGCCUGCGUGAUUUCUAGCUCGUGUGACGCUGCCUCCUUUCACCCCUCCCUUUGUCCAGUUGACAGGAUCCUUCUUAGGCAGGAUUGGAAACCACUCACGGAGAUAAUGGCUGUUCCUCCUACCUAUGUUGACCUUGGCAAGUCCGCCAAGGACGUCUUCACCAAAGGAUACGGUUUUGGUCUAAUCAAGCUUGACUUGAAAACCAAGUCAGCGAAUGGACUGGAGUUCACCAGCACGGGCUCUGCCAACACGGAGACCAGCAAAGUUGCUGGCACCCUGGAGACCAAGUACAAGUGGGCAGAACACGGCUUGACCUUCACCGAGAAGUGGAACACCGACAACACCUUGGGAACCGAGAUCACUGUGGAGGACCAGUUGGCAAAAGGGCUUAAACUGACGUUUGAUUCCUCCUUCUCGCCAAACACUGGCAAGAAGAGUGGGAAGAUCAAGACGGGCUACAAGAGGGAGCACAUCAACCUCGGUUGUGACGUGGACUAUGACAUCAACGGGACGGCUGUGCACGGUGUGGCUGUGGUGGGCUAUGAUGGCUGGCUGGCCGGCUACCAGGUGACCUUUGAGGCGGGCAAGAACAGGGUCACCCAGAGCAACUUUGCUGUGGGUUACAAGACCGAUGAGUUCCAGCUCCACACGAAUGUAAACGAUGGCACCGAGUUCGGGGGCUCCAUCUACCAGAAAGUGAACGACCAGCUGGAGACUGCAGUCAACCUGGCCUGGACUGCUGGCAACAGCAACACACGCUUUGGCAUUGCAGCAAAGUACCAGAUCGAUGCAGACGCAGCCUUCUCGGCUAAAGUGAACAACUCCAGCCUUGUGGGCUUGGGAUAUACUCAGACCCUGAAGCCUGGCAUUAAGCUGACCCUUUCUGCUCUCUUGGAUGGGAAGAACAUUAACGCUGGUGGGCACAAGCUCGGUCUUGGCCUUGAGUUUCAGGCAUAGAAGGUUGGGAGCACAACAACAACAACAACCCCGAGACCUCCAGAUAUUUUAUUUAAAUAGCUCUCCUCAAAACCUUGUUUCCCUUACAGUAGAUGUGCUGUGGUUGAGGGGCGAGUAAAGUGACCUGUUUAGAAUUAUAAUGUUCUUCAGCAGAACAUUUGAAGUGUCUGCUUAAUGUCCAAAUUAAAAAACAAACCAAAAAAAAGCCAGUACGGUGUUGAUUUGCAAUUCACUACAAUCAUGUCAAUUCUGUAAUUUAAUUGUUAAAGUGGGAACAAAUGAUACAGUAAUAUACUUUCUCUCCACAAGGCGGGGAUGUUGUGUGACAUGGAUCACUGGUACUCAAUCACAACACGACAUACCUGGGGCCAAGGUGUUAUACUCCUCUGCAAGGGAGUGUUCUCAUUGUAAACCCUAUGACAAAGAAGGGAACUGUGUAAGAUAUUCUACUACUAUUGGGUGGGCCAGUGUUCCAUCACUUAAGCAGCAGUAGCUCUGAGGCACUUAAACCCUGUUGUGUACAUUCAGGAUGCGUUCCAAAUGCCACUCUAUUCCCUAUAUAGUCCGUUUAGUUUAGGAAAUAGUGUGCCAUUUAGGAGAAACCCUCAGUGUUUUUUGUCUCACUUUGUCUGUGCACUUGGUGUGAAUAAUGUCUUUUGUUACACAUUACCAAUGUUCAAACCUGCCUGUCGUGUUUAAGGCAAACCUCUGUCACAUGUUCCUAAAGGGGAAGGUAACCUGUCCUGCACACUUUUCAACAUCAGGUGUUUGUUGUUAACAUCUUAUAAUGUAAAUGCUUCGGUGUAAAUUGAUGAAUGCAUUUCAUACAAGGAAUGGUAGUCUUCCGAAGAUGGUGUUGAAACAGAAAAACUGCUACUGACAGUGUUAUUCCCUGAAUUUAAUAAAGAGAAGCAACAUCUUGAA
This is a messenger RNA of Esox lucius (northern pike), 1905 nucleotides long. RefSeq names its product voltage-dependent anion channel 1 (gene vdac1). Gene Ontology annotation, molecular function: voltage-gated monoatomic anion channel activity. The record is from RefSeq and is a predicted model, not a curated record. The transcript is spliced from 9 exons. Gene Ontology annotation, cellular component: mitochondrial outer membrane. Gene Ontology annotation, biological process: monoatomic anion transmembrane transport. Lineage: Eukaryota; Metazoa; Chordata; Actinopteri; Esociformes; Esocidae. Bases 130 to 981 code for a protein of 283 amino acids.